Molecule: messenger RNA, 2665 nt
Organism: Paecilomyces variotii
Lineage: Eukaryota; Fungi; Ascomycota; Eurotiomycetes; Eurotiales; Thermoascaceae
Product: fungal-specific transcription factor
Exons: 5
Coding region: 114-2228 (704 amino acids)
Biological process (GO): positive regulation of transcription by RNA polymerase II; DNA-templated transcription
Cellular component (GO): nucleus
Molecular function (GO): DNA-binding transcription factor activity, RNA polymerase II-specific; sequence-specific DNA binding; zinc ion binding
Source: RefSeq, a predicted model, not a curated record
UCAAUUGUCUUGUCCGUACCAGAUUACCGCCAUGUGUGAGAGAGUCUGAACUGCUCUGGUCAAUGUUAAUCAUCCGUUAUUGAAGGACUGAGCAUCCCAGAUACCCUACAUUUAUGCAUGGAUCUAUGCGAUCCUUCUCAAUGUCGGCCCCAAGACGCCAUAUCACGGCCGACGAUGCUGCGGAGGGGCCACCGCUAAAGAGGGCAAGAAAGAAACCUGUCGCUUGCCAGAGGUGCCACACGCACAAGGUCAAAUGUUCCGGCGAACAACCUUGUUCCCGAUGCCGGCUGGCCGGUCAUGCCGAUACUUGCGAGUACGUUUCGCGCGAUCGUAAACUGCGAGUAGAUGAAAGUUACAUAGAUCGACUACUUUCUGAGAACCGUCACCUUAAACGGGAGCUGGAGCACUCUAGAGAGGCGUCUCCCGCAUCCAGAGCUGGCGCGUCCAGACCAGCCAUUUCAUCACAGGAUGAUGUCGAUCCCAGCAUCCAGAAUCCGCUUCUGAGCGAGCGGGCGUGGUUCCAGCAGUAUGAUCCCUCCGCGCCUCCAAUUUACAUUGCGGAAGCAGCCUGCACAGCGUUUGCGACUCGAUUGCGGCAGUUCCUGACGAAGCAGCCCACGACAGCUCAUCUGGCUCGGACCCAAUAUGUUAAAGAAUCAAGUAUGUUGAAUUUACAGGAUACCGGUGUUCAGUGGCCUAGCCUCACGCAAGCUCGACUGCUGGUCAAAAUAGCGUUCAAUCAGUCAGACGAGCUUUAUCACCUGAUGUUGAGAAAGUCAACGCUGGAGAAGCUUGAAGAAAUCUACCAGACUGGACAUUUCAACGACGAAGCACUGACCUGCAAGUAUUUUGCUCUUUUUGCUUUUGGUCAGGUCUACUCUUCGAGGCUGGAGGCAUCCGCCGAUUGUAGGGUACCUGGGACUGCCUACUAUGCUCGGGCUAUGAGUCUCAUCCCAAUAUUACCAGAGAGACCGAGUAUAACUCAUCUCGAAUGCCUUGUAUUGCUGUCCCUAUUCUCAUACUUCCUGAAUAGACGCCAUUCAGGCUAUAUAUUAAUUGGCAAUGCGAUGCGCUUCGCCCUCAUCAUUGGAUUGACCCACAACAUACCAGAGCGCCAAUGCAUGGGACCCGUGGAGCGUGAGCACCGCGUUAGAAUCUGGUGGGUCAUCUACAUGUAUGACCGCAUCCUGGGCUCAAAGACUGGAUUCCCUCUCCAGAUUCAGGAUGCAGAUAUACACGUGGACAUGCCGUCCGAUGUGGCCGGUGGCGUGGAAAGCGGGCAGUUUUCUGAUAUAGAAGACCUGACGGCAAGCAUCCAGCUCGCACGAGUCACGGGACAGAUUAUAGAAAAGGUAUAUACAAGGAAGAAGCAUACCGAGACCUUCCUACAGAGGGAACAACGGCUGUUGCUCUCCUUGAAGCAGUGGAUGCAAGCUCUUCCUAAACAUCUUAGGCUCAGACCCGAUGGCGUUACACCUAAGCACAUCAUUUCCCUUCAUCUUCAGUUCAACCAGUGCGUAAUGCUAGCUACCAGACCAGUCCUUCUGCACGCCCUCAUAGAACUCCAAGACAUUCGAGACCCGGCCGCCGGCUGGAAGAACCACGACAACGUCCCCCAGGCCGUUGUGACCCUAAGCGAGGCCUGCAUCCAAGCAGGACGACAUUCCCAUUCUCUGAUCGUCAAAGAAUGGAUCGACGGAUCGCUCCCAAUGUUCGGAUACUUUCAUUCUCAAUACCUCUUCUCAUCAGCUCUAGUGCUGAUCAUUUCGAGCCUUCUCCCAUUCGGAAAUCUCAGCGACCUAGGCCUCUUCGAAACGGCCGUCGAGAUCCUCCGUUCCAUGAGCGCUCAUGGAAAUCUCGCCGCUGCUGAAUUCUACGCAAACCUAGAACGAAUCAAACAAUGUCUAGGGGAGAAAUGUAACCGCAGCACGACCAGCGACGUCCACAACUCCACAGAGCAAAUGAUUCCACGGAACACAGUCUCAGCCGUGGGUACUGCCCCAUUCGGACCUGACAUCCCAGGAGGAACUGCAUAUAGUAGUACAGCGGACUAUCCCUUCCCCAGCACCGCUAUGGCUACUGGCUUCACUACAGAAAUGGCCUUUCAAAAGCCCACUAUGCAGGAGUUUCUGGCCUUGUCGGAUAUUGAUCUUGGUCCAUUGGACCCGACGGGCAUUGCGGUCGGUGAUGCAGAUGCGAUAAAUGCGUACUCGUUAUGGACCGAGUGAGAAAGCAAUUAUUCGUUAUGCGCUGUCAUGUCACCUCUAAGCAUAGCAGCUCGCGCUGCACUUACACCAAACUACUUAGAGGCCAUAACUAAUAGCGGUGGACUUCGCGUCGAGGUCCUUAGCGUGACUCUACAACUCAGCCUCCAGCUGGGCCCUGUUGUACCUCUUUACGUCCGCAUAUCGGACUAAUAAUCCAACAGUUAUCGGCAAAGCAGCAGCAGCUUGCUGUCCGUCGCGCAUUGGCUCUAACUUAAGUAGGAAGAAUAAUUUAAUUACCUCGGCCAAGAGGGCGCUUGCCGAAAGAACCGGGGAUUGGCUUCGGGUCCGGAUUUAUGGCUUUGGCAACCGAGGCUUAUUCUCAUUUUGCGCUGGUCUCAAUAAUGUAGUACGUAGUAAUAAUAAAGCCAUUAGAGGAAAACACUGGCCUUCAGCAUCAU